This is a messenger RNA of Pyrus x bretschneideri (Chinese white pear), 2774 nucleotides long. RefSeq names its product dynamin-related protein 5A. Gene Ontology annotation, cellular component: membrane; cytoplasm; microtubule. The transcript is spliced from 8 exons. Gene Ontology annotation, molecular function: GTPase activity; GTP binding; microtubule binding. The record is from RefSeq and is a predicted model, not a curated record. The coding region runs from base 70 to 2556 and encodes 828 amino acids. Lineage: Eukaryota; Viridiplantae; Streptophyta; Magnoliopsida; Rosales; Rosaceae.
UUCAAAUUCAAAAAUCCCCCCAACGCUCACACUCCCUCUCUUCUUUCUCUCACUCAUCUCUGUGCAGCAAUGUCCGCAAACACCACCACCCUCACAACCCCGACCAAAACCCCGUCGGGAAAAUCAUCCCGCUCCCGGAAACAUCCUCACCCCGAUUCCACCGCCGAGAGCGAAAUGUCAUCUUCGUCGUUGGCCUCCCUUGCCAACUCCAAGUCCCGAUUCGAGGCCUACAAUCGCCUCCAGGCAGCCACGGUGGCAUUCGGAGAGAAACUCCCGAUUCCAGAGAUCGUUGCCCUCGGCGGACAAUCGGACGGCAAGAGCUCUCUCCUCGAAGCACUCCUCGGGUUUCGCUUCAAUGUCCGGGAAGUCGAGAUGGGCACUCGCCGUCCUCUCAUUCUCCAAAUGGUCCACGACCCCACCGCACUUGAGCCCCGCUGCCGAUUCCAGGAAGAGGAUACUGAAGAAUAUGGAAGCCCAGUCGUUUUGCCAUCGGCCAUUGCAGACAUCAUUAAGUCCCGCACAGAGACACUGUUGAAGAAAACUAAAGGUGCAGUUUCUUCAAAGCCAAUUGUUAUGAGAGCAGAAUACGCACACUGCCCGAACCUCACCAUUAUAGAUACUCCGGGCUUUGUUCUUAAGGCAAAGAAAGGAGAGCCUGAAAGAACUCCUGAUGAAAUUCUUUCCAUGGUGAAGUCACUAGCUAGUCCUCCACAUCGUAUACUCUUGUUUCUCCAACAAAGUAGCGUGGAGUGGUGCUCCUCGUUGUGGUUGGACGCCAUUAGGGAUAUUGAUCCGACCUUUCGAAGGACGAUUAUCGUGGUCUCGAAGUUUGAUAAUCGGUUAAAGGAGUUUAGUGACCGGUGGGAGGUGGACCGCUAUUUGAGUGCAAGUGGUUAUCUUGGCGAAAACACUCAUCCAUUUUUUGUUGCACUGCCAAAGGAUAGGAAUACUAUUUCAAAUGAUGAAUUUCGCCGGCAGAUAUCUCAAGUAGAUUGUGAAGUUUUACGACACCUUCGUGAGGGUGUUAAGGGAGGCUUUGAUGAAGAGAAGUUCAGACCAUAUAUUGGAUUUAGCUGUUUGAGAGACUAUUUGGAAUCUGAGCUUCAGAAAAGGUACAAAGAAGCCGCACCAGCAACUCUUGCUUUGCUUGAGCAGCGCUGCAGUGAUGUCACCUGUGAACUAGCCAAAGUGGACUCAAAAAUACAGGCCACCUCUGAUGUUGCUCAGCUCAGGAGAUCUGCAAUGCUGUAUGCAGCUUCUAUAAGCAAUCAUGUGGCUACUUUGAUUGAUGGAGCAGCAGACCCUGCCCCUGAGCAAUGGGGGAAAACAACUAUGGAGGAGCAAUCAGAAAGUGGUAUUGGGGGAUGGCCUGGCAUCACAGCAGAUAUAAUGCCUCCCAAUGCUACCCUUCGACUUUAUGGAGGAGCUGCAUUUGAAAGGGUUAUGCAUGAAUUUCACUGUGCUGCAUAUUCAAUUGAAUGUCCUCCAGUGUCUAGGGAGAAGGUGGCAAAUAUCCUACUUGCCCAUGCUAGCCGAGGAGGGGGUAGAGCAGUGACGGAGGCAGCUGCAGAGAUUGCACGUUCUGCUGCACGCUCAUGGCUUGCUCCUCUUCUUGACACUGCAUGUGAUCGGCUUGCAUUUGUUUUGGGAAAUCUUUUUGAUCUUGCCAUAGAACGAACUCACAACCAUGAUUCAGAAUGUGGCAGGAAAUCCGGAAAUAUGGAUGGAUAUAUUGGUUUCCAUGCUGCUCUUAGGCAGGCACACAACCGAUUUAUAAAGGAGCUGGCUAAACAGUGCAAGCAACUAGUUCGGCAUCACCUCGAUUCAGUUACAAGUCCCUACUCUUUGGUUUGUUAUGGCAAUGACUUUCAAAGCGGUUUUGGCUCCAGUACAGCCUCUUCUUAUAACUUUAACCAGCCUUCAGUCACAUCAUUUUUACUCGAGUUAUCUGAUGCCACGAUGAAAGAUCAGGAGAAUAUACCUCCAGAAAAGAACGCACAACAAACUACUCCUGGAAAAGGUGCAGAUGCCAGAGAUGCUCUUCGAGAAAGCCAAAUGACGGUGCCUGAGACCCCAUCACCUGAUCAGCCAUGUGAUGCUGGCUUGAAGAAGGAUCUUGGGAAUGGUAUUGACGUAGGAGCAAGAAAGCGGAUUUCAAGAAUGCCUGGAAAUAACAGAAGUUCUGACAAUACAAGAACACAACAAAAUGGUGGUUCCCUUUUGUUUGGAAAUGUUGAUGGCACUUUAAAAUCAACCACAGCUUACACAGAAAUCUGUUCAUCGGCUGCACAGCACUUUGGGCGGAUACGUGAAGUUCUUGUGGAAAGAAAUGUGGCAUCAGCUUUGAAUUCUGGUUUCCUAACACCUUGUCGGGAUCGGCUUGUUCUGGCUAUUGGUUUGGAUUUGUUUGCUGUGAACGAUGAGAAGUUCAUGGACAUGUUUGUCGUACCUGGCGCAAUUGAUGUACUGCAGAACGAGCGACAAUCGCUUCAGAAGCGUCAAAAGACACUCCAGUCUUGUUUGAAUGAGUUUAAAAGUCUUGCUCGCGCACUUUAAUGGUAGAAAUAGUUUUAUAGGGGUUGUAGCUCAAGGUUUACUGCCAGUGAACAAUUGAAAUUCACUCCGAGGCUAAAAUUUGUUGUUGCUAAUCAUUGAAUGCCUCAUCGGCUGCGCUGUCUGUAACGCCAUUUUUUCUCAUUUGGCAUUCAUUUUUGUGUAUAUGUCACUCUGAACUUUUAAUAUUGAUUGAGCGAUGAAUUCAUUCUGCAGUUUCA